GUCGUUUUUUCUGGGGUAUCGUACUGGGGUAUUGUGAUGUGCAGCAUGCGGCAGCGUUGUGAAUAUACUGUUUUUGAAGACGCGCUUGGAUAGCAUCGCAUCUGCCACAUGAGCCCUCCCAUCUUGUAUCUGGCCAGACGACUUAAUUUGGGGACAUCGAAACGUGUUCAUCUCUUCUUUAGGAUUCAGUUCACUGGUCGAUUCUGCAAUCCCAACCCUGAGGAACUUCCAUUGCACCCGGUAUCAACGUCCGCCAGUGGCCACAAUGGCCGACGAAAGGAUCCAACCACAGCCGGCCGAAGAAGCCGGCAAGAUCCCACCCCUCGCCGACUCACCCGCCAUAAUCAACGAAGCCAAGCACGCCUCGGACUGCGAGCACGCCAUGACCCUCCUACAAGCCCUGCGCGUGUACCCCAAAGCCAUCGGAUGGUCCGUCCUCCUCUCCUCAACGCUCAUCAUGGAAGGCUACGAUCUAGCCCUUCUCUCCGCUCUCUACAACUCGCAAGUCUUCAACAAGAAAUUCGGUGCUUUCAACGAGUCGACGGGGAAGUACGCCAUCUCGGCCGCCUGGCAGUCUGGACUCAGCAACGGGGCUAGAGCCGGGGAGAUCUUGGGCUUGAUUAUCGCGGGGUGGUGUAGUGAUCGGUAUGGGCAUAAAUUGACUACGAUAGCGAGUCUGGUGCUCAUGAUUGGUUUUAUUGCUGUGCUGUUCUUUGCGCCCAGGAUUGAGGUUUUGCUUGCGGGAGAGGUAUUAUGUGGAAUCCCCUGGGGCGCCUUUCAAUCAGUAAGCCCCGCCUACGCUUCUGAAGUAGCCCCCACAGUCCUACGCCCCUACCUAACCACCUUCAUCAACAUGUGCUGGGUGAUUGGGCAAUUCUUCGCUGCAGCCGUGAACAAAGGUUCCAUAAACCGCACCGAUGAAUGGGCCUACCGUAUCCCCUUCGGCGUGCAGUGGGUAUGGCCCCUCCCCAUCCUAGCAGGCGUCCUCUUUGCCCCCGAAAGCCCCUGGUGGCACGUCCGGCAGGGCAACCGGGCCGCGGCGAAAGCAUCGCUUCUCCGUCUCACGUCCAAGGGUAAAGAUCCUAGUUUUCAUGCGGAUGAGACGAUUGCGUUGAUCGAGCAUACGAAUGAGCUGGAGAAGAAAAUGAAAGAAGGUGUUAGGUUCCGGGAUUGUUUCCGGGACGUGGACUUGAGGAGGACGGAGAUCGUGGUCGGGAUUUGGCUUGUUCAGACGCUUGGCGGGCAGAAUAUCAUGGGGUAUUUCACGUACUUCAUGACGCAGUCGGGUAUGGAGGCUUCGAAUUCGUUUUCUCUAUCUAUGGGCCAGUACGCACUUGGCAUGGUUGGCACCGCUGGGUCGUGGUUCCUCAUGGCGCGCGUGGGACGGCGGACGAUUCAUCUGGGUGGUAUCUGCACGCAGUGCCUGUUACUCAUCAUCGUGGGGAGCAUCGGCUUCUCUGGAACAAAGGCGUCCAUCUGGGCGAUUGGAGGCCUGCUUAUUUUCUUCACAUUCGUGUACGAUUUUGCCGUCGGGCCGGUGACGUACUCGUUGAUUUCGGAGCUGUCAAGCACGAGGUUGAAGGCCAAGACGAUUGUUCUUGCUAGAGCGGCCUAUAACGCAAGCAAUAUUUUCGUCAACGUCAUGACGAAUUACCAGUUGAGUUCGGAGGCGUGGAAUUGGGGGGCGAAGGCGGCGUAUUUCUGGGCCGUCACGGCGCUGUUGAGUACGGUUUGGGUGUUCUUUCGUUUGCCGGAACCGAAAGAUCGUACAUACGCUGAAUUGGAUCUUCUCUUCGAACACCGAGUUGCGGCACGUAAGUUUGCCAAGACGAUGAUUAAUCCUUUUCCCAACUCUGUAGAUGAAGUCAAGAGGUUUUCGACUGAGAAGGAGCUAGAGCACGGGAAAAUGGAGACCAGGCCUUAAAACCUGUGCGGAUAUCCAGUCGUUGCCCGUCAGAUGAUAGUAUGUCAUCUAUUGUCAGUAAAUACUUGCAGCCCUCUGGCUUCGUAAAUUCACAUGUAAUACUCAUCCAAUUGAUGAAAGCCUUUAAUUCCA
Molecule: messenger RNA, 2056 nt
Organism: Pseudomassariella vexata
Lineage: Eukaryota; Fungi; Ascomycota; Sordariomycetes; Amphisphaeriales; Pseudomassariaceae
Product: general substrate transporter
Exons: 3
Coding region: 266-1924 (552 amino acids)
Biological process (GO): transmembrane transport; carbohydrate transport
Cellular component (GO): membrane
Molecular function (GO): carbohydrate:proton symporter activity
Source: RefSeq, a predicted model, not a curated record